AAUCUUGUUUGGAAAUGGAAAAGAGUUUUUUUUUACUUCUCGAUCGUUUGCUAUACGUUAUCUAGACGCUCUAUACAAAAUUCAAACAUCUUCAUCUGGCACGUUUCACUCACUCUAUCUCUCCUUCUUGGAACAUUGUCAAAAUGACAUUUGAUCCGCAUGUGGUCCAAGUUGGUAGCGAGCUGCACGUUCAGUGUAGCAUUGCGAGUAUUGAGACACGCACGAGAGUCGUUCUAGGUGCGUGAUCUUGCACGCUAACAAAGAUAAGAGUUUAUCGAGAGCAUGGAGAAACCUAUAGUGCGAGCGAGAGUGGUAAAGGUCCUCGGCAGGACGGGAUCUCAAGGACAAUGCACGCAGGUCAAAGUAGAAUUUCUGAACGAGCAAAACAGGCAGCUCAUCCGAAAUGUCAAAGGUCCCGUGCGCGAAGGAGAUAUUCUGACGUUGCUGGAAUCCGAACGAGAGGCCAGAAGACUCCGUUGAACUGCAGGAAGUAAUCGUCGCGUGUCUUAUGGAAAACUGGUGAUGCGUUAGAAGAUCCGCGCCCUGAAAUUAUGUCUUAAUAUUCUGGCGACAAACACGAUGACGAAGUCAAGGAAAAAAAAGAGUUACCAUCGGUUCUUGUGAAUUCAUUACUUACUUUUUGUGAAAUUUUGAAACAAUGUAUCAAAAAAAAGGCAGCACACAUGUGUUGUAUUUUUAUAUUUGCAAAAAGUGGAGAUUUCUUACUACUGUAUGUGGCUUCUAUUUUUUAUCUUUCCACUUUUAACGUACCAAUAAACUAAUUUAACAUGUACAAGUUUUAUUAUAUUUUUUUACGUGCCGCAGACAUAAAACUACUCAUAUAUUUCUCAUAAGACUAAAAAUAGUAGCGGUUUGCCCGAUGCGUUCGUAGUUCUCAAAAUAUUCACGAUUAAAUUUAACCGGACCCAAAUGCACCUCGUUCCUCAAUCGCAAGAUGGUGACAGAAUGCUUAAGAAUCUUUACGACUCUUGUUAUAUAAAGAGAUCACAAAAGCUUUCAAAAUAUUUAUUUAAUAGGGUAAUUUACUUCUUGUAAAAAAUGAUUAAAAAUAAAACAUAUCUUUGCAACGUA
This is a messenger RNA of Solenopsis invicta (red fire ant), 1092 nucleotides long. RefSeq names its product 40S ribosomal protein S28. The transcript has a single exon. Gene Ontology annotation, biological process: maturation of SSU-rRNA; ribosomal small subunit assembly; translation. The coding region runs from base 283 to 480 and encodes 65 amino acids. Gene Ontology annotation, cellular component: cytosolic small ribosomal subunit; ribosome. NCBI's taxonomy places the organism in Eukaryota, Metazoa, Arthropoda, Insecta, Hymenoptera, Formicidae. Gene Ontology annotation, molecular function: structural constituent of ribosome. The record is from RefSeq and is a predicted model, not a curated record.